CUCUCAUUGUCUCUAUAUAAAAGAAAGAGUAUACAAGAUUACUAGAUAUUGCAUGAUCAAAGAUCAAUAUGCCUUCUUUGCAUAAAGAACAAAUAAACGCCCAACCGAAACCACUGGUUUUUGAUUCUUUGAUCCUGCAACAUGAAACCAACAUACCCGAACAGUUUAUAUGGCCUGAUCAUGAGAAACCCAACUCACAAAAAGCCAAGGAAUUAGCAGUUCCUUUAGUUGACCUACGAGGCUUUCUUUCUGGACGUGCUAGUUCAGCCAAGGAAGCCUCCGUGAUUGUUGGUGAGGCUUGCAAGAAACAUGGUUUCUUCCUAGUGACCAAUCAUGGUGUUGAUGCAAGCCUCAUAGUAGAUGCUCAUAGGUACAUGGACCUAUUCUUUGAGCUUCCUUUUUUGGACAAACAAAGAGUUGAAAGAAAAAUAGGUGAGAGCUGUGGGUAUGCAAGCAGCUUCACCGGUAGGUUCUCCUCUAAACUACCAUGGAAAGAAACACUUUCUUUUCAAUUCUCAGGUGAAAAAAAAUCAUCCAAAAUAGUGGAGGAGUAUUUUGAGAAGACAAUGGGAAAAGAAUUUGCUCGACUCGGGAAAGUCUACCAAAAAUAUUGCAAUGCCAUGAGUAGACUUUCACUAGGAAUCAUGGAAUUACUGGGGAUGAGCCUUGGUGUAGAGCAAUCGCACUUUAAGGAAUUCUUCAAAGAAAACGAUUCGAUAAUGAGGCUAAACUACUACCCACCAUGCCAAAAACCAGACCUCACCUUAGGAACAGGUCCUCAUUGUGAUCCAACAUCAUUAACAAUUCUUCACCAAGAUUCCGUUGGUGGACUAGAAGUGUUCAUAGACAAUGAAUGGCGUUCAAUUGCUCCAAAUCUUAAUACUUUUGUAGUAAACAUCGGUGAUACAUUCAUGGCACUUUCAAAUGGACAAUACAGAAGCUGCUUACAUAGAGCUGUGGUUAACAACAAGAUUCAUAGGAAAUCACUUGCUUUCUUUCUAUGUCCAAAAAAGGAUAAGGUGGUGAGCCCACCAGAUGAACUAGUGGACGAAAAGAACCCCAGAAUUUAUCCAGAUUUUACAUGGUCUACGUUUCUUGAAUUCACUCAGAAGCAUUACCGAGCAGACAUGAACACCCUCCAAGCUUUCUCCAACUGGAUUCAGCAGAAAAACAGCUGAAUUCGAAUUCUUUUUUUCCUUUCUGUACCACUAUCCUUCACAUGAAACGAAAUGAGGAAGCAGAGAUUCUUAAGUCAAAAGAUUCCCAUAACCUAUAAGUUGAUUUUCAAUCUUAUUUGUUAUUACCGAGUACCUUAUCCAGCUAUAUGAAAGCGGAUGUACAACAGAAGUUUCGUACUCUGAAGGAGAAUGCAUGAAACCAGUAUCUUGGUUAAUACUGUAGUUGCAUGAAAAAAGUAAUGUUGAGGUCGAUGGACAAGGAUUUAGUUUCUAUCGAGGUCAUAUUCGGGAUGCGUAUACAUAUGCCAAAAUUUGUGAUUUUCUAUUUUAGUAAAUAUGUAGGAAAUAAUUUUUAAUAACCACUAGUUAGUAGCAUUACCAGCCAUCAAGUUUAGUGAAGAAGAAACAAAAAAGACAUUAAUAAAUACUAGUAAGGGGAAUCCUAUGCUAGAUUAAUUCGUUUUAAUUUGUAUUUCAAAUUAUUUUCAUUGUUUUACAUGAUUAUAUAUCAUUGUAUAAGCUUUAGAUCCAUUAAUCAACGUUUUCUUUAUCUUCAUGUUCCAACUUUCAUUGAAUCUCG
This is a messenger RNA of Lactuca saligna, 1758 nucleotides long. The record is from the annotation of a GenBank genome assembly. NCBI's taxonomy places the organism in Eukaryota, Viridiplantae, Streptophyta, Magnoliopsida, Asterales, Asteraceae.